Molecule: messenger RNA, 1543 nt
Organism: Periophthalmus magnuspinnatus
Lineage: Eukaryota; Metazoa; Chordata; Actinopteri; Gobiiformes; Gobiidae
Gene: arl6ip6
Product: ADP-ribosylation factor-like 6 interacting protein 6
Exons: 4
Coding region: 134-541 (135 amino acids)
Source: RefSeq, a predicted model, not a curated record
AGGAGCAGCAGUGGGACUGACCUCCACCGACCUGUCUGUGCAGAUCUGUGUGCGGAAGUAACCCGCAGACGCACCACAAAAUGGCGAGGCAAACUUUGGCCUAGAGAAAGUUGUGACAGGGAGGAUUGUGAGGAUGUGUGAGGGCGCAGGGCAGAGGCUGACUCGCAGAGACAGCUCCAGGUUCUCCGGGGUUGUGGGUUUUGUGCUGUCGGUGCUGAGUGCUGCGGUGGUCCUGGCAGUGCUGGGCUGUGUUUGCGGCCUUUUGUACCCUAUCCUCAAAGAACUGCGGGCACUGAGAGUCAAAGGAGAAGAUGGGACUGAACAAAAGAUGCUGGGUUUCUGGAGCGUCUUAGUCAUCUCUCUGUUGGUGGCUAGUCUUUGCUCCGCCUCCUCCUGGAUUCUGAUGCACCUGGACUCCGCCCACAGCAGGACCCGCCCACAUAUUUCACCCCACGACAGCGACAGGGUGCGGCUGGAUUAUGGGAUGGCUGCGCUGAACGGCGUCAUGGCGAUGGUCACGGUUAUUUGGGGUCUCAGCUGACAAUAUUUAUGAAUGCAAGUUAUGUAAGCUUGUUUGAUCAUGUUUUUGAUGUUAAAUAUCCAGGUAGAGGGAAUCCAUGAUGAGUUUCAGAAUCAUGAGGAAUUAGGACCGUUGCCAUAGCAAUUAACAAAAUAUAUCUUUGAAUGUCUAAAAAGUCCUCAAAAUGUUGCACAUAAACUGAAACCCAUUACUUUAUUAGAUGAUAAAUAGUGAGUGUGUACUGUUACUUCAAAAUACUGAAGUCUACAACAAUAAAAACAAAAGUACAGUACAUUGCAGUAAAAUGUAUACAGUAUUCAGGUAUGUACGCAUUUAAGUAUAGCUGCAAAUGUAAUUGUAUUUGUACUACCCCUAUAUAACAGACUGUAGAUUCACACAUUGAAGCGUUAAAAAAGGUUUACUGUACCUAAUAAUUUGGCCAUGGAGGGUUUAGAGACCAACACGAGUGAAUGUAUAGAAAUAACAGUGGAAGUUUUGCUCAUGUAUGUAUUUUGUUUUGGCACGGCAAGGACUGGAAAUAAUGUCUUUUUAUGAAGUGAAUAAGAAAUAUUUUUGUCCAGCAGAUGGUGCUUUUGUGUAAUAUUUGAUUGCAUUCUAAAUGUUUUUAGUCUUUGGGUUUAGCAGCUGUGCAUCACCUAAAGUUUUCUUCAAUUAGUUAAUUUUUUUUGUGAAAUACACUUUCAAGCAGUGAUGGAAGAAGUACUCAAUUCUGUUACUUAAGUAAAAGUACAGAUACCGGAGCAAAAAAAUAUUAAAGUAAAAGUAUUGCACGAAAAAUCUACUUAAGUAAAAGUAUUGAAGAUGUACUUAAAGAGUAAAAAGUAAAAGUAUCCACUUUAAAAUCUAGUAAAGUACAGAGACCUGACAUUGUUACUACUUUUACUUAAUUACGUUCCACUACUGCUUUCACGUUAUUAAAACAUCAACUGUUUGACUUUGUUUCCACAUAUUUAUUAAAUUCUUACAAUACAACGACGUUCUCCCUCCCUCUUCCACCCACAU